Molecule: messenger RNA, 1292 nt
Organism: Vollenhovia emeryi
Lineage: Eukaryota; Metazoa; Arthropoda; Insecta; Hymenoptera; Formicidae
Exons: 8
Coding region: 69-1028 (319 amino acids)
Source: RefSeq, a predicted model, not a curated record
UCUGUGUGUAAAUAUAUUAACGUUUCGUAGAGCAAACGCAAACGGUUCACGAACACUUUCAAUUACUCAUGGAGGAUAACAGUGUGAUCGAUCCGGAAGCACCGGAUGUAACACCUGACAGCCUUCCGAAGUGGUACAAUCAAAAUUUGUACAAAGAAGCUCAAAAAUAUUAUUUACGAAAUAUAUCAUCAGUAUUAGCGGCAACCACAAUCGGAAUUAUUGUAGUAUUUUCAGUGGCGACAAUACGAAAGAUACUCGAGCACACAAAACGAAGUAGUUCGACUCAUAUGGCUUUAAAAAGAUAUAUUGAAACUGCUUUGCAUUUACACAACUUAUAUACGUGCGAUUCAACUGAUAUAAACUCUAAAUGGUACAAGUCGAUGAAUGUAAUUCGUUGGUAUCACAAAAUGGGCAGCAAGAAAGCAAAGAUUGCUGGCAUUGGGGAAAUUACUCAAAGAGAUAUGGUACUUACACAAUUUGCUUUUCUUGGAUACUUCUUUCUUUUUUCCGAGCAUUUUGGAGUGUGCAAUACAUUGGAAGAAGAUGAAGCGCUUAAUCAUUUCUGGCGUGUAAAUGGCUACAUGUUAGGAAUCCCUGAUAGAUUUAAUUUGUGUCGCAAAAACGCAAAAGAAACUAUUGAAUUAUGUGAAAAGGUGAAAGAUCUGUAUAGAACUUAUUUACGCGAUGCUCCACGUGAAUUUCAUGACAUAACAACAUAUUCUAUAGAUGGCGUUUGGUAUGUUAGUCCCAUAAUUGAUAAAGAUGCUAUUAUAUCAUACACGUAUGAAUUGCAUGAUCUAGAAUAUAAAAAGCUUGGAUGGUAUAGUUGGUUAAAUAGAAAACAUUAUGAAUGCAUAUUUUAUUUGUGUCUUGUACCUUACGUUCGAGUAAUAAUGAAAAUAUAUGGUUACUGCUUAGUUAAGCUCGUACUUUGGACUUCGCAAAACUUUCCUCUACUUGCAUGGAUGAAAUUUGGGAGAGAUAAAGUUAAGCUUAAUUUAUACCCUAAAUAUUCCAAUCAGCAAUGAUUUAAAAAAUAUUUUUAAAAACAUUAUUUGUUGACUCGGAUACAUUUAAAACAAGAGAAAUAAAAAUUAAAUAAAAAGCCUAUUUUAUAGACGACUUUUAGAUAAUUUAUGUUCUGUGAUUAUAAUAAAUAUUCAAUUUAUAAUUUUUAGUGUAUAACACGAAAAACAAUUGGAAAAUCAAUCCAUAUGUAUAACCCCCUGUAUCUAACAGAUUUUUUAAUAUAAUUUGUAGACACGCGUGUCUGACAAAAUAUAUAAACAUUU